Molecule: messenger RNA, 786 nt
Organism: Gracilinanus agilis (Agile Gracile Mouse Opossum)
Lineage: Eukaryota; Metazoa; Chordata; Mammalia; Didelphimorphia; Didelphidae
Gene: FAM162A
Product: family with sequence similarity 162 member A
Exons: 6
Coding region: 110-613 (167 amino acids)
Biological process (GO): neuron apoptotic process; cellular response to hypoxia; positive regulation of release of cytochrome c from mitochondria
Cellular component (GO): mitochondrion
Source: RefSeq, a predicted model, not a curated record
AGAUUCUACGUCCCUGGGGCCUUGGUGACUUUGAGCCCUACGGAUCGGGGGCAUCUCCCAGCGAGGUUGACUCUCUGCGAAGUGGAAAUACUUGUACUCACCCGCGGCUAUGGGGAGCAUCCGUGGCCUGUACCUAGCAGCGGAUGAAGAAACUGAAGAAAAUGGCGGAAACUGUCUGAGGUUACAUGAGAGACAAGUUUUACCUUCUUUCAGCCUAGCCAGAAAAGGAGGUUUGAAGAUGACAAGAGGAUUUUGUUCAAAACCACAAGAAUCAAAAGCAUCAUCUCAGCGUGCAGAUAUUUAUAAAACUAGAGUGCCAUUACAUAAGCCCACUCCCUGGGAAAAGAAGAUAAUGGUCUGGUCAGGCCGUUUCAAAAAAGAAGAUGAAAUUCCAGAGACAAUCUCGUUUGAGAUGCUUGAUGCUGCCAAAAACAGGUUUCGAGUCAGGGUCAGCUACCUCAUGAUUGCCCUCACAAUCCUGGGAUGUGUGAUUAUGGUUAUUCAGGGAAAACAGGCUGUCAAAAGACAUGAGACCCUGACGAGUCUGAACUUAGAAAGGAAAGCUCUUUUGAGAAAGCAAGAAGAAGAGGCCAUCAAGUCCAAAACUGAUUAGAGUUACAGACAUGAAGAGUUUAGAUGGUAUUUAAAACUCAGUAACAGCAUUGUAGCAGGCACUUGCCCUCUCUAGCAGAGGAUGUAAAGUGGGAAAAUUGUGUGACAGUGUGAUUUGCACCAAUGCUCUUUGACUGUAUUCUGUAGCAGCACCAAUAAACUAUCUGGACACAA